AUGAUCACUACUACUGCACUACUAAGCUUAGAUGGUAUAACUAGUAAAAAAAUCGUAAAUGCAUCUCAAACCAUACCAGCUGAAGUACCAGCAUUCUCUCAACCAAAUAAGAAUAUACUGAUUAUUCUAUAUGAUUCACAUGCUUUCUAUAUCAAUGUGACUUUGAAAGAAUAUCUCUAUCUAUUCUUGUUUAAUAAUAACAGACAUAAUGAUGGAUAUGAAUUUAAAAAUUUCAGCCUAUGUCCUGAAUAUAAAAAAAAGCACAAUAAAGAAAAGUGUCUUGAAUAUGGAAGUAGUUCCUUCUCCAUUACCAUUGAAAACAAUAAUUCUAUUUUUGAUUUAAAGAAAACUAUCUUCAAGGAAAUUAGUGUACCUGACAAUAAUGUUAAUGUUGAGGAAAGUCAGUUGGAGAGUAACACCCCUGAUGGUUUAAUGACUGUUGAAAAUGAAAUAAAAAUCACAAUGCAAAAAGUUGACAACACAUUUUAUAGAGUUCAAGAUAAUAAUAUUUGA
This is a messenger RNA of Funneliformis mosseae, 513 nucleotides long. The record is from the annotation of a GenBank genome assembly. NCBI's taxonomy places the organism in Eukaryota, Fungi, Glomeromycota, Glomeromycetes, Glomerales, Glomeraceae.